AUGCAGAUCUUUCGCUCCAUGGCAACCCUUUUCGUGCUGUCAGCCUUGACCGGUGCCGUCGUGUUGCCGUCCAACUACCAGCGCCGCAGUAUGAUCACGAUGCGCGAUCAACACAAUGUCCAAACCGAGGUGAAUGGAUUCAUUCAAGAGCUCAAGUCUCACAACCUAGGCAAGCUGGCCGACACGCUGCAGAACAAUCAGGACGUGGCGCGCACUAUUUUGGAGUCUCCAGGGACAAAGACUUUUUUGGCACCCGACGAUGACGCCAUCACUGGUCUUCCACAAUGGGUCACCUCGAACGAGAGACUGCUGCAGUCUACGCUACUCAUGCACGCCCUGAACGGCACCUAUGAUCUGAGCCUCAUUCCCGCAAAGCCCUUGAACCUCGUUGGUCACUCUCUGCUCACCGACUCUCAAUACGCAAAUCUUCCUGGCGGCAAUGGACAAGCGGUAGCACUGGCUUUCGACGGUGGCAACGCCGUCGUUCAGGAGGCUUCCAACACCAAUUCUUUCGUGCCAAGUAACGAUUUUCAAUUCGGUGACGUCGCCGUCAGACCCUUGGCGCGCGCCAUGACGGUCCCGGGCAAUGCCACCGCUACGUUGGCCUACCUCUCCUCGCACUCGCAACUGCUCAACGCUCUGCAAGCUCAGAGCUUUGGUCAAUCGCUAGAUGAUUUGCGCGGAGCUACGAUCUUUGUGCCCACAGACGAGGCCUUGCAGCGAUACGUCCAAAGCAAAGGCGUUCAGCAGGACCAGAGCAAAUUGGAAAUUCUAAUCAAGCAGCACAUUUUGGCCUACAGGACAGCGUAUGGAGUCUUGUUGGGUCAACAAGGAUCGAUGAUCAAUGCAGCGGGUCAGAAUGUGGUCUACGACCAGAAAGCCAACUCCAUCACCGUCGGUCAGUCCACUGCUAAGAUUGUGCAAUACGACAUCAUGUUCCGAGGAGGAGUCAUGCAUCUUCUGGACAAUGUGCUUGGGGAAGAGACGUACAAUGAGGCGCGUGCGCAACAGGCUGCCCAGAGCGCUCAACGCAGCGCCAACAGCGCUGUAGCUGGACCUAUCAGCUACCAGAAUUCCGCUUCUUCGCAAGGCAACUCCGUUCCGGGACCUGAUAGCAACAAUUCCAACGAGGGUUAUCGCAACUCUACCAUCACGACGCACGACGCUUCCAGCGGAGGCAACGGCACCAACGGGCAGGGAGCCAACGGCAGUGACGGUGGCAUCAACAAUGGUCUCCUCGGAGGAAACAUGAACGGGACAGGAGGACGCGGCUCCAAUGGUAAUGGGAAUGGCAAUGGAUCGUCUAACGGCGCUGCUACUCUGGCUCUCGCCAACGCUUGUGUCACCCUCUCCACGUUGACGGGCAUAAUCAUCGUCUCCCUCUUCACACUCUGA
Messenger RNA from Ceraceosorus bombacis, 1395 nucleotides. NCBI's taxonomy places the organism in Eukaryota, Fungi, Basidiomycota, Exobasidiomycetes, Ceraceosorales, Ceraceosoraceae. The record is from the annotation of a GenBank genome assembly.